Trichoderma asperellum CBS 433.97 is the source of this 876-nucleotide messenger RNA. Its product is annotated as putative secondary metabolism biosynthetic enzyme. The record is from RefSeq and is a predicted model, not a curated record. Gene Ontology annotation, molecular function: oxidoreductase activity. NCBI's taxonomy places the organism in Eukaryota, Fungi, Ascomycota, Sordariomycetes, Hypocreales, Hypocreaceae.
AUGUCCCGCCACUCUUUCCUCAUUACCGGAGCUUCAUCCGGCCUCGGUCUCGAGAUUGCCCUCGAGGCCCUCAAGCAAGGCCACGUGGUCGCUGCUGGUGCUCGCAAUCCCGCCGAGGCCGCCAAGCAGCAUCCUCAAGUGCAGGAAUUAGGGGGCAAAUGGGUCGAGCUUGAUGUAACCCGCGCCGACACCAAGGAGUCGGUAGCCAGGAUAGUCAAGGACGCCGGGGUUGAUGUGUUGAUCAACUGUGCCGGAUACGGCAUUCUCGGCAGUCUUGAAAACACAGAUGAGGACGAGUUCAUUGCUCAGGUAGAUACCAAUGCCUUUGGCACCAUGCGCUGCAUCAAGGGAGCAUUGCCACACUUCCGCUCCCUUGCGGAAAACGGCGGAGCCACUAUUGUCAAUAUAGGCAGCCUCGUCUGCUACGGACACUUUCCUGCAUGCUCUGCUUACGGCGCCUCCAAGGCAGCUGUCGAGGCCCUAAGCGAGACCUUGGCCCUCGAGGUUGGUCCAGCAAAGGUUCGCGUGGUCCUGAUUGAUCUAGGCAUCUUUAGAACCCGGUUCCUGCAUGCAGCCGUCAAGCCAAAGAGCGGCCUAGACGAGGCAUACGUCGGCGGGUCCGUCGAUAGCACCGUCUCAUUCCUGGACGGCAUUGCUGGUAAGCAGCCUGGAGACCCAGCCCUUGCCGCUAAGAGAAUUGUUGAAACCGUCGACGGCACUGGCAUGGCCAAGGAUCUUGCAGCCCAGGGCUAUGGCAAGCUUUUGAGGGUGCCCUUGGGAAGCGAUGCCUUUGAUGCUCUCAAGGGCAAGGAGGCUAGCUUGGCUGAGAUCCGGGCGCUAGAGACACUGGCACGAAGCACAGACUUUGCCAACUAG